GUCCUUUCUUUGCAUGUUUUUGCACAAUGGUCUUCAUAGAAGAAAAGGCGCGAUGUUUGGACUUUUCAGAAAAAACAAACUUGUCAAAAUAAGAAGUCUGAAUGAAACUACAAAAUAUGGGGUAGCUGCAACAAGUCUGAAAGAGCUUCUCAAAAAGGGGAGUAAACUUCUACAGGUUCCACUCGUCGGUUCGCAUAUUUGCUUGUAUGAAGAUGGAACAGAAUUGUCAGAGGACUAUUUCCUAAGUCUUCCAGACAAUGCUGAACUUGUCCUUCUUGCCAUGGAUGAGAGAUGGAGCGGAUUUGUCUGUGACAUAGGCCGGUUGCUGGACACCGACAGGAACUCAGCUCUUCUGAUUGAUGCGGCUAAGGGGCUUCUCUCUGACGAGCGGUCUCCAAAGAGACGCAAACUCCUGGGGGAACUAAUGCUGCAUUUGAAGGACAGCUCUGAGACUGAAAACAGAGAAGAUGAUGAAGACUGGUUCCAAGGAAUUGAUGUCAGAUUUAAGACCAAAUCGGCCUACAUGAAGUACAACUGUGAGAGCAGGAUUCGUGGAUACAUGAAGGAGGUGGAUAGUUAUGCUCAAACAAUCCAAAAGCCUAAACUCAAGGAGGAAUACAAGAAGACUGCAGAGUCCUUGGUGAUGCAGCUGAAGUCUGACAAGUACAAUGGCUGCUACUUCAACAGGACGGAGAAGGAACUCAAUCGACUAUGCACCAAGGAUGGAUGGUUCUCCUGUCAGGGUGCAUUUGACCAGGAUGAAUGUAUUUCCCUCCACUCCAUCAACCCCUAUGGCAACCGAGAGAGCAGGAUUCUCUUUAGCACCUGGAACUUGGACCACAGGAUUGAGAAGAAGAGGACGGUCAUUCCUGCCCUGGUGGAAGCACUGCAGAACCGCAAAAGCAGCAGCAUAAACCUGGACUAUUUUUAUAAACUGCUGUUCACUCGGGAGAAUCUAAAGCUGGUGCAUAUUGUAUGCCACAAGAAAGGUGCCCAUGACUUGCUGUGUGAUAAAAGAAACAUGUACAAAUGGGGCAAACGAAAAUGAUUAUAAAGGGAAAACGCUUUUUACAUUUCAGGGGAGAUGCUUUUUGUAGUGUUUGUUGGUUAUUCUUAAACGGAUAAAGUACAAGACUUAUGACUACUGGUAAAUUGAACUAAAUGUAAUUCUGGGCAGGGAACAUUGUUUUCUGCUGCUCUCAGAACAGCUGAUUUGUUGAUCAUUUUGUGCUAGUGAUAUUAAAAAGCACUCAAUUAUGAGCCACUGAUUGGGUAGUAGUCAAUGGGCCAAUCCCAAAUCGUCCCCUAAUCCCUAUGCACAGGGUGCAUUCAGUGCGAUUCAAUGCUUGCUACAUUGUGUGACGGUUUGUACUGAAAGACACGUGUUCCCAAAAUGGUGCUCACCAUGUUUCAACAGCCUUUGAGGUAAAUGUGUGCCCGUUUGGUGGUUGUGGCCUGAUCAAUAUGGAUGUGACUAUUUAAAAUUUGAAACACGUGAAGCACACACCGUACAAUCUUCUUCUGGACCGCCAUAAUCACAAUGUUCUUCAACUGGUCAUUCACUACCUUUUUCCGUUGAAUUUAAAAUGCAAAACACUGUUUUGUUGUACUGAAGGCCCCCCCUCUCCUAUCAGAUGUCAAGGUGGAGCUAUUACCAGAUUGAUUACACCUGUCAAAUACAGUUUUUUUAUUUUACCUUUAUUUAACAAGGCAAAUCAGUUAAGAACAAAUUAUUAUUUUCAAUGACGGCCUAGGAACAGUGGGUUAACUGCCUUGUUCAGGGGCAGAAUGACAGAUUUGUAACUUGUCAGCUCAGGGAUCUUGCAACCUUUCGGUUACUAGUCCAACACUCUAACCACUAGGCUACCCUGCCACUCCAACGCAUAGAGAAUGAUUUGUUUGGACAUUUUCGUAUAUAUAUAUAUUAUACUUUUAAUGUGUUCUCAGAUUAUAUUUGGAUGUUAAACGUGUAUUCUAAUUUCAUUACUGUUUACACGAUAGUUGUGUGGGGGGAACCAAUAAAGUAUUGAAAGAGA
Salvelinus fontinalis (brook trout) is the source of this 2036-nucleotide messenger RNA. RefSeq names its product DNA fragmentation factor subunit beta-like. The transcript is spliced from 7 exons. Gene Ontology annotation, biological process: apoptotic DNA fragmentation; apoptotic process. Gene Ontology annotation, molecular function: DNA endonuclease activity. The record is from RefSeq and is a predicted model, not a curated record. Bases 14 to 1048 code for a protein of 344 amino acids. Gene Ontology annotation, cellular component: nucleus; cytoplasm. Lineage: Eukaryota; Metazoa; Chordata; Actinopteri; Salmoniformes; Salmonidae.